AUGCUCGUUACGCCAAGCCAGCCAGACAGACAUGCCGGUAUGUCUGCUUUCCUUCGACCGUUACACUCCCCAAUUCCGUCUCUGUCGCCGUCCACACCCGCAGGCGCAGCUCCCUCUCGCUCUCCAACCCAACCACCUCUCCAUCCACCACCUAUAGCCCGCGCACAUGGACAUCUAGCUAACCUCCCUCCCUCCCUCUCUCUGUAUCCGCAGGCCUACAACUCAAUAUUCAACUCGGACCCCUCCGUCGCCCAGGGCCGCCUGGUCGGCAACUUCCCCCUCCUGCCGCUCCGCACCAAGACCCGCGGCCCGGCCUACACGCUGCCCCUCGACGCCGCCCUUCCCGCCGGCGAGUCCCCGGACCCGGACAGCGAGUCGUACGACAUCCUCGACGAGGUCCUCGCCCUCUUCCGCGCAAACACCUUCUUCCGCAACUUUGAGAUCCAGGGCCCCGCCGACCGCCUGCUCGUCUACGGCAUCUGGUUCGUCAGCGACUGCCUGUCCAAGAUCAAGCCCUCGGCCGGCGUGCGCGACGCCACCAAGGAUGUCAUGAACCUCGCCCUCGACAACAACUUUGCCAUCCCCGGCGACCCGAGCUUCCCUCUGAACCAGAUGUACGAGGCCCCGCGAGACAGGCAAGACGCAGAGCUGCUCCGGCAGUACAUGGCCCAGGUCCGCCACGAGCUGGCCAUCCGGCUGCUGGCGAGGGUGUACGAGGAGGGCGGCGAUGGCAAGCCGAGCAAGUGGUGGCUGAGCUUCACCAAGCGGAAGUUUAUGGGUAAGGGAUUGUGA
Messenger RNA from Thyridium curvatum, 792 nucleotides. RefSeq lists its product as uncharacterized. The transcript has 3 exons. Gene Ontology annotation, molecular function: actin filament binding. Gene Ontology annotation, biological process: Arp2/3 complex-mediated actin nucleation; regulation of actin filament polymerization. Bases 1 to 792 code for a protein of 263 amino acids. Lineage: Eukaryota; Fungi; Ascomycota; Sordariomycetes; Thyridiales; Thyridiaceae. Gene Ontology annotation, cellular component: Arp2/3 protein complex; cytoskeleton. The record is from RefSeq and is a predicted model, not a curated record.